Molecule: messenger RNA, 1217 nt
Organism: Erythranthe guttata (spotted monkey flower)
Lineage: Eukaryota; Viridiplantae; Streptophyta; Magnoliopsida; Lamiales; Phrymaceae
Source: RefSeq, a predicted model, not a curated record
AGAUUCUACUGUAUUUUGUUUUUGUUAGGGUUGAGUUACACUCCGACAAGCAUCAUGUUCUUGAAUGUACCGAGUAUUUCAAAGAUGCAAUGGCAUCCGUUCACAAUUAGCUCGAAUAGUAAUUUGGAAUCCGAUAAAAUAAGUGUGAUUAUUAAAGGAGAAGGAAAAUGGACUAACAAGCUCCAGGAGUUGCUCGCCUCGCCUUCCCCCGUCGAUCGCCUUGAUGUUUCCAUCGAAGGGCCUUACGGACCCGCUUCCACUGAUUUUCUAAGGCACGACCUUUUGGUAAUGGUGAGCGGAGGUAGUGGCGUAACGCCUUUCAUCUCGAUAAUCCGCGAGCUCGUCCACACGACCGAAACAACGAAAUCGAGCACACCCAAUAUUCUACUCAUCACCGCGUUCAAGAACUCCACUGACCUAACAAUGCUAGACCUAAUCCUCCCAAUCUCCGGCGCUUCUUCCGAGAUAUCCCGUCUAGACCUACAAAUCGAAGCCUACAUAACCCGAGAAAAACAACCCGCUACCGAAGAAAAGAAAACGACCCGAACCAUUUGGUUCAAACCCAACCCGUCCGACGCCCCGUUGGCUCCAAUUCUCGGCCCGAACAGCUGGCUCUGGCUAUGUGCAAUAAUCUCGUCCUCUUUCGUCAUCUACCUAAUUUUAAUCGGAAUCUUGACGAGGUACUAUAUAUUCCCGAUCGAUCACAAUACGAAUAAGAUAUAUUCUUCUUCAUGGAGAGCGGUGCUACACAUGCUAUUCCUAUGCAUCUGCAUAGGAAUAACAUCGACCUCCGCGUUUCUUUGGAACAAGAGUGAGAAAUCGAAAGAAACCAUGCAAAUUCAGAAUAUGGAGGGGGCCACGCCCGCGGCCUCGCCGAAUUCUUGGUACUAUAACGCGGAUCGAGAACUCGAGAGCUUACCUCACGAGUCGAUUUCAAAGUCUAUCAACUUGCAUUACGGAGAAAGACCGGACCUUAAAAGGUUUUUAUUCGAUCGAAAGGAGUCGAGCGUUGGGGUUCUCGUUUGCGGGCCGAAGAAAUUGAGGCAUGAAGUUGCAAAUAUAUGUUCAUCUGGCUUGGCCGCUAAUCUGCAUUUUGAGUCCAUCAGCUUCAGUUGGUGAUGUCAUCAUUUCAUAUGUAUAUCUAUACGCACAUACAUACAUAUAUAUACAUAUAUGUAUGUGGACUCAUCAGUGGCUUUGUUCUGUUGAGUUUUCUU